This is a messenger RNA of Plectropomus leopardus (leopard coralgrouper), 5078 nucleotides long. It is a transcript of the gene atxn7l1, whose product is annotated as ataxin 7 like 1. The record is from RefSeq and is a predicted model, not a curated record. Lineage: Eukaryota; Metazoa; Chordata; Actinopteri; Perciformes; Serranidae.
GAGAGAGAGGAAAAAACGGCUCUCAGCAAAGCAACAAGAAGGAAGAGCAAUGGCGACACUGGAUCGCCAAAUACCAAGUCCGGAUACCUUCCUCUGCGAGCCUUGGUCUUCCUUCGUCAGUGCCGCUAAAUUACGUUUUGUUGACAGCUCGUCUUUGGAUAACAGCGACAAAGAGCUUUACUGUCUGGGUGAAGCCGUGAGGCUUAGCAAACAAGAGAUGCUCGUCUACAGCCAGUUUCCAGCACGGGAGGAUUUUUGUCUUGUUGUCUGCCAUGUCUGCAAUCAGGUGGUCACCCCUCAGGGCAUCCUCACACACUAUGAGAAGCGCCACAGCUCCCCCGCCCCCUCCAGGAGCCCCCUGGUCCCCAUGAAGCCCAAGGCACCUGCAGUGGCCCCUGCUGUGGCUCCCAGUCCAGGGGACACACUGGCCUUCAGGGUCCCUAAAGACUACCCUCACUCCCGCUUCAGCAAGGCUCCUCUUGCUGUCUAUCCACCAAAGGGAGCACGGAACAAGACGUGCGUAUCCCUUCCAGUCGUAAGCCUGGAGAAAAUGCCUUGCCUCAGCCGGCCCGACUCUGCAUCACACGUGCGCCUCACCUCUUCCUCCCCCUCUCCCUCCUCACUCAAACCUCCGUCCCACACUCCUCCUAGCUCCCAACGGUCCAGUGAGAAGCUGGUGAACGGUCGCGGCACCAGCGGACCGUCUACGCCGCGCUCCACCACCUCUCCAUCGUCUUUGGACAGGCGGCCCAGUCCGGCACGCUCUCCGCUGGACAGACGGCUACCGUCUACACCUUCUCCUUCCCCACUGGACCGGAAACCCUCCCUGUCACCUUCCCCUUCUCACCGAUCUGGCGCUCUGCCGUCGUUGUCGCAGAUGGAGAAGAAGCAUCAAAACGGGACUAAGACUUCCUCCAGGUCGCAAAAAAGACUCUCAGGAAGAGUGUUUGAUCCUAACAAGCACUGUGGAGUCCAGGAUCCAGAGACUAAGCGACCCUGCACACGGUCUCUCACCUGCAAGACUCACUCCUUAACCCACCGCCGAGCUGUCUCUGGCCGAAGGAAACAUUUCGAUAUCCUCCUGGCCGAACAUAAGGGGCGGGCGAAGGCGAAUGAGGGAGCGAAGGAGAAAGACAGGGAGGGAUCGCAUGGAGGGAAGGAAGGCAGCAGCCAGAGUAUCACGUCACAAGAGACAGCAAGUCCCAGCAAGCCUCACUGCCCAAACGGACGACCUCUGUCCACGCUGAAGCUACGGCUGGCAAAUGCACACAUACCCAGGGUUCCAGGCUCCUCCACCUCCACCUCCACCCCUGUGCCCCCAGCACCCGCCCCGGCCCCGGCCCCUCACCUAGAGUUGUCUCCCCACAGCUGGGUGUCGGCAGCAGGAGAUGGCGGUCGACUCUCCAGCGACGAGGGAGACGCCGAGACACCAGAGGACACUGACAGACCUGCCUUUCACUACUCUAAUCGCCACCCACAGCCUUUAGGGUUUUGCGUCUUCAGCAGCAGGCUUAUGGGACGGGGCCACUACGUGUUCGACAGGCGGUGGGACAGGAUGAGGCUGGCGCUCCAGAACAUGGUGGAGAAACACCUUAACGCACAGAUGUGGAGGAAGGUGCCUCUGGCUGCAGAGAGCCUCCUCUCCCUCUCCUCCUCUGGUACCUCCCCUGUCACUUCACAGCAGACUCCCUCUCCUAUAUCCGUCACCUCUCCUCUCCUCUCCUCCCCCUCCAACUCCCUCUCUUACACCGCCACAUUUCCUCAGUCUGCAUCCAUGGCAGGGGUGUUCAGCAUUCGAGACGCUCCGCAGCCCGUCGCCCCAGUUUCCGCACUGGGUAAAGCCCGUAACGGCACGCAUAAAGCCAGCCGCCCAUCCAAAGACACGGAGGACUCUGUAGUAGGAUCUAAGAGGAGAAAAAACUCUUCCCACUCCUCCUCCUCAUCCUUUUCUCCUCCUUCCUUGUUUCCAACUGUGGAUAAUCACAAGAAGAACGGCAGCAGCCACCAUCCAACGUUACAAGGUUCAGGGGGGGCGGCAGUGACAGCAGCCAAGAAAAAGGGACUUGGGCGCGGGGGAAGUGGGCUUUGGAGUGGCGGGGAGGACUGGCUAUCCAGAGCAGACGGGUCUCAAAGCCACAACUCACAGAACAGUCGCGAACUUGGCACCACUAUACCCUACACACCCAACAGGGAGCCUGCCUCUGCCCCCCAUCAGCCCCUGGCGUCCCCUUCCGGACCCUUGGCUUAUGGGGGAGGAGCAGAGGGGAGGAAGAGGAGGAGUCCCAGCUCUUACAGAGGGAAGGCCAGCAAGCUGAGCAGGCCGGGCGGGUUGGAGAGUCUCUUUGGGAACGGAAGCGACAGUGUGGGGAUACUGGCUUUGGGGCCUGAGUCCCCAAGACAGGCCAAGUUGCAUCACUGACAGAAACCUGUUUCAUGGACAGAAUGUUGGGCAGCUGUGCAGGCCACUGCCGUUUGUGACCUUUGACCUCACCACUCUUCCACUGACAGCACCAAUCAGACUGCUUCACUCUGGGCGAUGUCACCCCCUAUUUAUCCAAUGACAGUUCAGUUCACCGGCUGUGACACUGGGGGCUCUGGCAGUCACUUCCACUCUCCACCCUCUAAUUAUGGAUCACUUUUCACAGGAAGCUGCCGUGCGCACACUGUGGCCGCGGCCUUUUCAGAACAAAACAGUGGAAUUUAAAAACUCAUCCUCUGAAAAGGGAAAUUGCCUCACAAAGUUCCAAGGCAUUGUUAAUAAAACCACCACUGUACAAUUUUUGGGGAGACACUUUUUUGAAAAUAAUCAGUUUAUUUUUUUCCGUUGACCUUUUUCCUGGUCUCUGUGUCAAGUCAGCUGACAAGGAAAGCGGUCUGCAAUUGUUUUUGGGAGUUGGAUGGUUGAAGGACCUACUGACACGACUACUGUAGGAUUCAGCCUUCAUGUACGCCACCUCAACUCAACUUUUCUCUUCCUUUAUUUGAGCUUUUCCUCAAAGAUAGAAGAAACAGCAGCUUUAGUUUGGUUUUAUCCACCUCUCUUUCAGCCUCUUUAUUUUUCUGCAUCCUUCUUUACUGUUUUCUUAUGUCAAACAACCUUGUCAACAUCUCUGCAAUUCUCUUUUUUCCUUCAUCCCCGUUGCUCCCUGUCCAUCCCAGCACGCCUGUGUUCAAAGUGCACUUACUGCCCUUGCUUACUUCUUCGCUUACUCCAGAGCAGUCUCCAGCAGUGCCACACAAGGACCUGUUCGCACAAGGGAAGAAAAAAAAAACAAAAACAUCUGCAUUACCAACGAUGCCGCGUCAAUGCAUUGCAUUUCAGUAUAGGAAGAUUUUAUUUGAAGAUUGUUUUUUUUUUGUUUUGUUAUGGUUUUAAAUGUUGCAAGAAACACAAACUCCUGUCUGUGUGUCAGGACUUGCAUCCAAAAAGGAAUGAUUACUAUGGUGUUGGUUUUCCUUUUUUUUUUUUUUUUUUUUGUAUAAUAAUUUAUCGUUCUGAAAUGAUUCUCUAACUGACCCUCGAGGUUUGAGCUACACAGACUUUUUGAGCAAAAAAAAUAAUUUCUAUGGCAUUUUGAAGAAAUGUUGAAAGUAUUAUGAUAGUUCAUAUUGUUGAUAAUGUGUACAUAUCUGUUAUUAUUUUUGUAUUUAUUAAUAAUUGUCCCCUUUUACUAAAUAUGAGCUAAACAGAAUAUUUUUGCCCUCCUGUAGGCCCGUGUUUAAUGAUGUUGAGAAGGUUGGCCUGGUUUCUCAAAAUCAUCAAGAUAUGUUGAUUAGCAUUUUUUUUUUUAAAAUUGAUACCAAUUAAUAACUCAAACACAGCUGAAUAUGACCUUAGGCUGCAGCUGUUGUGCAUGUUAUUUCCAUAGGGCAAUUCUGCCAGAUAACAACAAUCUAUGAAUUGAUUCAGGCAUGUUGUAAUAACUAAGUGUGGGUUAUUACAUUGUCUGACAUCUUAGCUCAGGCUACAGUCACAUAACUCUAUUUCAGAGCUUUUGCCAAAUCCCACAUGCUUUGUGCCAAUUCCACAAAGUUUCUUAUCGUACACAGUAUUUACUUGUAAUUAUAGUGUGUUUGCUUUUUGCAGUUAGUAUAAAAGAUAUCAACAUAUUUAACGGUUUCCUACAAACAGGAAAUUAAACAUCUGGACUGACAGACUUUAGAAAGCUCCCACCACUUAAACUUCACAAAGAGAAAGAUUUUCCAAAGAUAAAAUAACAAGUUUUACAGCAAUGAGCUGUAUUUAUUUUUAUUAUUUACCGGUUUAGUCUCAAUAUGUAGUUUUUAAAUUAGGACAUAACUACAGCCUUCAGCAGUAGAUGGAGUUCACUCGGUUGCCACUUGGAUGGCUCAGGUGUCAUCACAUAAAGAGGGGGUUUUAGUAAGUGGACCAUGAGUUAAGACCUUUUUUUUUUUCAUUAUUUAAAAGGUUAAUAAUGAACCCUCUCGCUCUAUUAUGUUGUAUUUUGAUGCGUUUUUCGCACCCUUUCAAAUUUGAGGAUGAUGGUACAAAAGAUCAGUUGACAGCCAUGUUUCUACAACAGUAGUUCUUCACAUAUCUAACAGGGCUGCACAAUAUGAGGAAAAAACGUGACAUCAAAUCAAAUUAUACUCUAUUUGUAGAGCACCUUUCAUACAGUUAUGCAGCCCAAAGUGCUUUACAGAGCAAGAUUAAAACAGCACAGAAGAGAAAUGGGUAAAAAAUGACAAAGCGUUGUAUCAUAAAUAUGAAAUCUUUAAAAUAAAUAAAAGUCAAAGAACCAAUAAAAGUGAGAUAAAAUAGUACAAAAGACCAAAGAUAAGGAAUCAAAACAGAGGCAACGGGUGUGAAGGCACCAGGCUAAAAAAAUAUAAGUUUUUUAAAAAAAACCUCAGAAUAAUAAUAAGUCGUAGGCAGUAAGUUGUAGUAACAAUAUAGAUUGUUGCGAUAACAAUUUCUUGCGAUAAACAAAUACAAAAGUUUACUCAGUUUUGCCUUUCUGCAGUUAUUCCACUAAAAUACAACAAAUUGUUUGGUGAAUUAAAAAAAAUGAAAGGAAAUCAUUUCCAAUAUUCUUUUAUUGAAUUGAACACAAAAG